CUCUCCAUUCCUGUUAAGCUACCACAUACACAUGCACACACAUAAACAUCACACCACAUCAAACUCUCCCCUCCCCUUCCUUCUGUCACUCCCGAACACACCGGGAGAACCCCCGCCACCGCCGGCAGCCGCCCCACCACGUUCAUGAAAGCCUAAUAAAGAGAGAGAGUCUUUGUCAAAGCUGUAAUUUUUAAUGGUUUUAUAGGGUUUAUGAGGGAUUUGAAUUGAGAGUUUUAGAGAUAGAGAUAGAGGAAGAGAGAGAUUCGAUUGAGAAAUGUAUGUGGUGCCACCACCAAAGGGAUCAUCGGACACUGGAUCCAAUGGAGUCGGGUCGGGUGAUUUGCGGGUUUAUCAAACUUGGAAAGGCAGUAACAUAUUUUUUCUUCGAGGAAGGUUUAUUUUUGGACCAGAUGUAAGAUCGCUUGCGUUGACUGUAUUCCUGAUUGUUGCUCCAGUAGCACUAUUCUGUAUCUUUGUCGCCAGAAAGCUGAUGGAUGAUUUUUCAGAUGAUUGGGGAAUAUCAAUAAUGGCAGUUGCUGUUGUGUUCACUAUUUAUGAUUUAGUUCUUCUCCUGCUAACAUCUGGAAGGGAUCCUGGCAUAAUUCCCCGCAAUGCACAUCCACCAGAACCUGAAGGCUUUGAUGGGAGUGCAGAUGUUGGGUCCGGUCAGACUCCACAAUUACGUCUGCCACGUGUUAAGGAGGUGGAAUUCAAUGGAAUGACUGUGAAAGUUAAGUAUUGUGAUACUUGCAUGCUUUACAGACCACCUCGCUGCUCGCAUUGUUCAAUAUGCAAUAACUGUGUUGAAAGAUUUGACCAUCACUGCCCUUGGGUUGGGCAAUGUAUUGGCUUGAGAAAUUAUCGAUUCUUCUUCAUGUUUGUCUUAUCAACGACCCUUCUUUGUAUAUAUGUUUUUGCUUUCUGCUGGGUCUACAUUAGGAAGAUCAUGGGAUCAGAGAACAUCUCAACUUGGAAAGCAAUGAUCAAAACCCCUUCCUCCAUUGUUUUAAUAGUUUACACGUUCAUAUCAAUGUGGUUUGUCGGUGGUCUUACUGCCUUCCAUUUGUAUCUUAUCAGCACAAAUCAGACCACUUAUGAGAAUUUCCGAUAUCGCUAUGAUAGGCGGGCAAAUCCUUUUUAUAAAGGAUUGGUGGAGAACUUCAAGGAGAUCUUUUGCUCCAGUAUCCCCCCGUCUAAGAACAAGUUCAGGGCGAAGGUGCCCCGGGAACCUGCAUUACCCACCCGGACACUUGGUGGGGGCUUCAUGAGUCCAAAUAUGGGUAAAGCUGUCGGUGACAUAGAAAUGGGUAGGAAAACUGUAUGGGGAGACAUGAGUGCUAUGGCUGAUGGUGAAGGACAACCUGCCAACAAUGAUCGAUUGAACAUAAAAGAUGGUGAACUAGGUGAGUUAUCCCCGGAUAUCAGGACCACAGUAGAUGAAGUUGGGGACCGUGGUGGAUUGCAUCCCAGGCGAUCGAGUUGGGGAAGAAAAAGUGGAAGCUGGGAGAUGUCACCUGAAGUUCUUGCUUUGGCAGCUAGAGUGGGGGAAUCUAACCGUGUGGGUGGUGGGAGCAGCAGUGGCAGCUUAACAGCUGAGAACCGACAAUCAUAGUUGUAGAUUUGAUCCCCAUCCAAACCUAGGAAAUGGAAGAUUAACUGAUUUGGUGAGUGCUGGGGGUGAUUGCUGACCAAAUGGUUGGUUAUUCAACUUCCAAACUAUAUAUUAUGUGGAAUAUGGGGAAACUUUAGAGGGGGUGCUUGAAAAUCUUUGUUGGUUUGACCAUUGUGCUUUUAGGGUGUGGAAUGGAAUGGUGUGUUGUUAGUAUGAGUGAGCUAUUGUCAGUUUUGAUUCUUGUAUUUCUGGAAUUAGGUAGUGUUCAAUCUCAUUUUAUUUGAGGAA
This is a messenger RNA of Populus nigra (black poplar), 1900 nucleotides long. Its product is annotated as probable protein S-acyltransferase 7. Bases 275 to 1612 code for a protein of 445 amino acids. Gene Ontology annotation, cellular component: Golgi apparatus; endoplasmic reticulum. The record is from RefSeq and is a predicted model, not a curated record. NCBI's taxonomy places the organism in Eukaryota, Viridiplantae, Streptophyta, Magnoliopsida, Malpighiales, Salicaceae. Gene Ontology annotation, molecular function: protein-cysteine S-palmitoyltransferase activity. Gene Ontology annotation, biological process: peptidyl-L-cysteine S-palmitoylation; protein targeting to membrane. The transcript is spliced from 5 exons.